AUGAAUAUCUCACCACCAAAUGACACCACAAUUACUACUCCAAUCUUCGGAGCAUUGAAGGAUUCCUCGCCUAUGACACUUCAAGAGUCGAAGGCCAUUGGUACCAACCCGCCAAAUGGAGGUAUUCGGGCAUGGCUCCAGGUUGUCGGUUCUUUCUUUCUGUUUUUCAAUACCUGGGGCCUUAUCAACUCUUAUGGGGUUUUCGAGACAUUCUACGAGGAAACCUUGCUCCACGGAACUGCUCCAUCGACAAUUUCAUGGGUCGGUUCUUUGCAGUCAUUCUUGAUUAUGUUUCUUGGUGUCUUGACGGGGCCGAUCUAUGAUGCCGGCUUUGUGAUGCCAUUACUGUAUAUUGGCUCAUUUCUGGUAGUCUUCGGUCAUAUGAUGCUUAGUUUAUGCCAAAGCUUUUGGCAGGUUCUCUUAGCACAGUCAUUCUGCGUUGGAAUCGGAGCCGGCCUCAUUUUUGUACCCAGUAUUGCGAUUCUUUCGACAUAUUUCACGACAAGAUUGCCGCUAGUCAUUGGCAUAGCCGCUUCAGGCUCCAGCAUAGGCGGCGUCAUCUACCCGAUUUUGAUACAUGAAUUACUCGGCAAAGUCGGAUUUGCUUGGACGAUUCGCAUUGCUGGCUUUGUAGCCCUUUUCGGGCUUUGCAUUUCCUGUGCAGUGCUCAGGGUGCGCACUCUUCCUGCUAAUCGCCGAAAAUUGAUUGACUGGUCUGCCUUCCGUGAAGCCCCUUACAGCUUUUUCAACAUCGGUCUAUUCCUCUGCUUUAUGGGUCUGUAUACGCCUUUCUACUACAUUCAAUCUGUGGCGAUCCAACAUCAUAUAACAUCAGAGACUCUGGCGUUCUAUUUGGUGCCGGUUAUCAAUGCAGCAUCGACUUUUGGACGCCUGGCUCCGGGAUAUGCUUCCCAGUGGAUUGGGCCACUGAACAUUCUUAUUCCAUGCGCCUUUAUCUCAGGCAUUCUUGUUCUAUGCAUCAUAGUUGUUCAUGCACAGGGGUCUUUAUUGGCUAUUUGCGCUCUAUAUGGUUUCUUUUCGGGGUCACUUGUCUCGCUCAUGGGCCCCAUCCUCGUCAUGCUUUCCCCGCACCGUGGGGUCACUGGGACAAGGAUGGGUAUGUGUUUCACGCUAUUGGGGGUUGCUUUAUUGAUUGGGACGCCAAUCGCCGGCUCAAUCUUGAGUUCACAUGGUGCCAAUAUGGUCUGGGUAUAUAGUGGCGUUUUGACCCUUUCUGGAGGGGCGAUAAUAGGAGCUGCUCGGUUUAGUUUGGCCAGUGCAAUUCUUGCAAGGACCUAA
Molecule: messenger RNA, 1299 nt
Organism: Aspergillus bombycis
Lineage: Eukaryota; Fungi; Ascomycota; Eurotiomycetes; Eurotiales; Aspergillaceae
Exons: 2
Coding region: 1-1299 (432 amino acids)
Biological process (GO): transmembrane transport
Cellular component (GO): fungal-type vacuole membrane
Molecular function (GO): transmembrane transporter activity
Source: RefSeq, a predicted model, not a curated record